Molecule: messenger RNA, 1206 nt
Organism: Effrenium voratum
Lineage: Eukaryota; Dinophyceae; Suessiales; Symbiodiniaceae
Source: the annotation of a GenBank genome assembly
AUGUCGACGAUUGUGUGCGCGAUCUCGGGGCAGGCGGCGCUGGAGCCGGUCUUCUCGCCCAAGACGGGGCACGUCUAUGAGAAAGGGCUCAUUGAGAAGCAGAUCGAGAAUUCGGGCAAGUGCCCGGUGACAAAGGAGGACCUCACCAAGGAUGACCUGGUGCCCGUCAAGGGCAACAAAUCUGUGCGGCCCCGGCCUGCCACGGCCACCUCGGUGCCGGGGAUGCUGACGCUACUGCAGAGCGAAUGGGAUGCCAUCAUGUCGGAGACCUUCGAGUUGAAGUCGCAGCUGGACACGGCCAGAAAGCAGCUUUCCCAUGCGUUGUACCAGCACGAUGCGGCCUGCCGCGUCAUUGCUCGACUCAUUCGCGAGCGCGACAUGGUGAAAGCGCAGAAUCAGCAGCUGCAGGACCAGCUGGCGAACUCCUCGCCCUUGCCCGGCGGCGCAGUGCGCCAGGAAGCAGAGAUGGGGGUCACUCCACAGAUGCUGCAGAACAUGCAGGCGCUCGCAGACAGCUUGUCGAAGACCAGGAAGCAGAAGCACUUCCCCGAGCUGACGCCUCUCGUGGAUAUCAAGAAGUUCUCCUGCGCUGGGUCUCAUCCCAUCCACAAGUCCACGGAGCCGGGUAUCCUUUGCGUUGACGUGCACAAGACGGAUGGCAAGCGUGUGGCCACGGGGGGUGUUGACGCACAGGUGGUGCUGGUGGACGCGGAGAAGGGCACCAUGGUGCAGAAGUGCACGGGGCAUUCCAAGAAGGUGACGGCGGUGAAGCUCCAUGCCACCGAGGACGUGGUGGUCUCUGCGUCGCAGGACAUGACAGCAAAGGUCUGGAAGUGCAGCGGCGGAGAUUGGACCUCUGCGUACAGCUGCACCCACACUGUGCGGAAGCACCAAGCUGAGGUCGCUGAUGUCUCCAUCCACCCCACAGGUGACUACUUCCUGACCUGCGCCCUGGACAAGAGUUGGGCCUUCCAUGACCUUGCCACCGGGCGCUGCGUGAAGCAAUUUCACGGCGAGAGCAGCUACCCUUGCAUGAAGUGGCACCCGGACGGAAUGAUCCUGGCCGCGGGCACACAGGCCAAUGUCGUGGAGGUCUGGGAUAUCAAGGAGCAGAAGGUGGUGGCGAGCCUGCCGGGGCACGAGGGAUCGGUGGAGGCCUGGAAGCGAGUAAGCGAGUGCACCUCUAGGGUUGCGCCAGAACCGUGA